AUGAAGGUCUUGUUGACGACGUUGCUGACGUUGGGAAGUGUCGUUGCUGUGGUGGAACUGGCCAGGAUGGGGACGCCGCAAGACGAGGAGCUCAAGAAUCUGAUGAACCAACUGUCUGCUCUGAGACUACAACUUGCUCUGUGUUUAGGAGGGGAGAGAGCGGGACCCACGGUUGAACACACGAAGGAAGGGGCUAUGUUGGAAGGCAGGAAGGGAAAUAUGCAAGAUGGUGGUAUGGUGGACAUGAGGAAGCUGAUACUUCUAGCUGGUAUUGAGAAGUUAACAGAGGCCGUGGAAGAAUGCGAAGACACAGCCACAACUGAAGGGGUCACGGAAGCUGCCCCAGCGAGAAGAGAAGUAGGCGAUGAAGACGAUGACGAUGACGAUGAUGAUGCCGGCGACGAUGAUGCAAAAAGAGACUCCGAUGAUAAUGAUGAUGAUGAUGAAGAAGACGACGACGAUGAUGAUGCUAAAAGAGACUCCGAUGAUAAUGAUGAUGAUGAUGAAGAAGACGACAACGAUGAUGAUGCUAAAAGAGACACCGAUGAUAAUGAUGAUGAUGAUGAAGAAGACGACGACGAUGAUGCAAAAAGAGACACCGAUGAUAAUGAUGAUGAUGAUGAAGAAGACGACGACGAUGAUUAUGCUAAAAGAGACACCGAUGAUAAUGAUGAUGUGCAUGACAAGGAACACAUGGCUUGUAGUCAAUAA
Molecule: messenger RNA, 711 nt
Organism: Haliotis rufescens (red abalone)
Lineage: Eukaryota; Metazoa; Mollusca; Gastropoda; Lepetellida; Haliotidae
Product: phosphopantothenoylcysteine decarboxylase subunit VHS3-like
Exons: 2
Coding region: 1-711 (236 amino acids)
Source: RefSeq, a predicted model, not a curated record